Austrofundulus limnaeus is the source of this 5015-nucleotide messenger RNA. It is a transcript of the gene cdc42bpb, whose product is annotated as CDC42 binding protein kinase beta (DMPK-like). Gene Ontology annotation, cellular component: cytoplasm; cytoskeleton. The record is from RefSeq and is a predicted model, not a curated record. NCBI's taxonomy places the organism in Eukaryota, Metazoa, Chordata, Actinopteri, Cyprinodontiformes, Rivulidae. Gene Ontology annotation, biological process: peptidyl-threonine phosphorylation; actomyosin structure organization. Gene Ontology annotation, molecular function: ATP binding; protein serine/threonine kinase activity.
CCGACCUGGAUUCAGCCAUAUUCCCAGUGCUCAGCCACACCGGCAGGCGCUUCAAAUACUCCAAAAAAACCCGCCUGUAGUUCACCGGAGCGCUGCCUCCCGGUUCCGGUCGACGUUUCGAGUCUAACCGAGCCGGUUUCUGAUCACCUCGGAGCUUUUCCCGGCCUGAUAAACCGAGCUGCCAACAUGAAGCAGCGACCGUCAGCCUGAGCGAGUCGACGCUCCUCCCGACGUCCCGAUUUCCGAGAGGAAAGUCCAGAUUUAGCGGAUUAAAGCCGAUGCGGAGGGUGGACAGACACGGGCCUACAGGCUGUUCCGAGCGACGGUAACCAGCGGAGACGGUCACACUCACCGGACAUCCCGGCGGCUCAAAAUGUCGGGAAUGUUUUCGCGGAGCUAACGCGCUAGCUUAGCUGCUCGUAGCGGACUCGGCAGCAGGAAGCGGAGCCUCGGCGGCGGCGGCGGCGGCGCACACUCGGGCAGGGGCGGGCUGGUGGUGAGAGUUUCCACGGGACUACGGGCCAUCCUCCGCCGGGUCACGAUGUCUGCUCAGGAGCGUCUGAAGCGGCUGGAGGAGCUGCUGCUGGAGCAGAAGGAGGCUGGAUGUCUGAGCGUGGAGGCGCUGCUGGACCUGCUGCUCUGCUUCUACACCGAGUGCACCAACUCCCCGUUAAAGAGGGAGAAGCACAUCACCGACUUCCUGGAGUGGGGUCGCUGUGGUGAAGAUGAAGAACACUGAGAUGGUUUACGCCAUGAAGAUCCUGAAUAAGUGGGAGAUGCUGAAGAGAGCUGAGACGGCGUGUUUCCGUGAAGAGCGCGACGUCCUGGUGAAAGGAGACAGUCAGUGGAUCACGACGCUUCACUACGCCUUCCAGGACGACAACUACCUGUACCUGGUCAUGGACUACUAUGUGGGUGGGGACCUGCUGACCCUGCUCAGCAAGUUUGAGGAUCGACUUCCCGAAGACAUGUCCAAGUUCUAUGUAGCAGAAAUGGUGCUGGCCAUCCACUCCAUCCACCAGCAGAACUACAUCCACAGAGAUAUAAAACCAGACAACGUCCUGCUAGAUGUCAACGGCCACAUUCGGCUUGCGGACUUCGGCUCUUGCCUGCGCAUGAUGGAGGAUGGCACGGUCCAGUCCUCCGUGGCGGUGGGCACUCCGGACUACAUUUCUCCAGAGAUCCUGCAGGCGAUGGAGGACGGCAUGGGUCGCUAYGGCCCCGAGUGUGACUGGUGGUCUCUGGGAGUCUGCAUGUACGAGAUGCUGUACGGAGAGACGCCGUUUUACGCAGAGUCCCUGGUCGAAACCUACGGAAAGAUCAUGAACCACGAGGACCGUUUCCAGUUCCCCUCCCACGUGACCGACGUCUCAGAAGACGCCAAGGACCUGAUCCAACGGCUGCUCUGCUCCAGGGACCGCCGGCUCGGACUGAACGGCAUCUCGGACUUCAAGGGCCACCCGUUCUUCAACGGGAUCGACUGGGACAACAUCCGAUCCUUGGAGGCCCCCUACAUUCCCGACGUGUCGUCCCCCACCGACACCUCCAACUUCGACGUGGACGACGACGUUCUGAAGAACCCGGACAUCGCGCCUCCCGUGUCUCACACCGGCUUCACGGGGCAGCACCUCCCCUUCGUCGGCUUCACCUUCACCACCGAGAGCUGCUUCUCUGACCGCAGCGCCAUCAGCUGGACGGCGCUGGGGGUCCGGCAGAAGGACGGGGUCGACGGCGGGCAGGAGGUGGAGGCGUUCGAGAAGAGGAUCCGCCGCCUGGAGCAGGAGAAACAGGAGCUGAACCGCAAACUGCAAGAGUCCACGCAGGCCCUGCAGGCCCCGGCCCGAGGAGGGACUCUGACUCGAGACAAAGAGAUCAAGAAGCUGAACGAGGAGAUCGACCGACUCAAGAAGAAGCUGGCAGACUCUGAUAGGCUGGAGCACCAGCUGGAGGAGGCGGUCACGCUCAGACAGGACUACGAGAGCUCCGCCUCCAAACUAAAGACCCUGGAGAAGCAGGUGAAGACCCUGAGGCAGGAGAAGGAAGACAACCACAAGCAACUGGCCGACUCUCUGGAGCGCCUCAGGAGUCAGACGAAGGAGCUGAAGGAGGCGCGCUCCCAGAGGAAGAUGGCCGUUCAGGAGUUCUCGGAUCUGUCGGAGAGGAUGUCUGAACUCAACUCCUCCAAACAGCGCCUGACCCGUCAGCUCCGAGACAAAGAGGAGGAGAUGGACACACUCCUGCAGAAGAUGGACACCUUGAGGCAGGAGAUCCGCAAGACGGAGAAAAACCGUAAAGAGCUGGAGGCUCAGCUGGAUGAAUCCAAAGCAGAAGCAUCGAAGGAGAGGAAGCUGAGAGAAAACAGUGAGGUUUACUCCAAACAGCUGGAGACGGAGCUGCAGAGCCUGAAGUCUCAGCAGGGUCGAGGAGCAGCAGCAGGAGGAGGAGCAGGAGGCGCAGAGUCUCAGCAGGAGCUAUCCCGUCUGAAGGCGGAGCUGGAUAAGAAAGUCCUGUUCUACGAGGAGGAGCUGCUGAGGAAGGACUCGGCCCACUCCACCGAGCUCAAGACCCUCCGCAAAGACCUGCAGGAGUCCGAGGGGGGGAGGCUCGCCGCCAACAAGGAGCUGCUGCAGCUCCGAGACAAGCUGGACAAAGCCAACAAGGACAGGCAAACUGAGAUGGAUGAAGCUGUCGCUGCUCUGAAGGAGAAACACGACCGAGAGAAAAACCUGCUGACAAAAGAAAACCGUAAACUGACGACUGAGACGGACAGGCUGUGCUCGUUCGUGGAAAGGCUGACAGCUCAGAACCGGCAGCUGGAGGACAACCUCCAGGAUCUGUCGGCUAAGAAGGAGAGCGUGGCACACUGGGAGGCUCAGAUUGCAGAGAUCAUCCAGUGGGUGAGCGAUGAGAAGGAUGCUCGAGGAUACCUGCAGGCUCUGGCCACUAAGAUGACUGAGGAACUGGAAACCCUGCGCAGCUCCAGCCUGGGGACCAGACCUCUGCAAGCUGAAGGAGUCCGAGGAGAAGAAACUGGAGGCGCUGGAGCAGUUGGAGAGUCUGAAGAAGGAGAUGGAGGAGAGCCGCUCCCGCUCCGACAAAGGUCUGAAGCUCCCAGACUUCCAGGACCCCCUGUUUACUUACUUCAACACGUCUCCUCUGGCUUCAGACCUCACCUUCAGAGCGUCACUUUGCUCCGCCUCCUCUCUGCUCGCCCUGUGGGACGAACCUGGAGAUUUUGAAACCGCCUCUGUGAAAUCAGGGACCACACCCUCCUCACCUUCCUUUACCUUUGAGAACGAGGAAGGUAAAACGUCAGUCCCUCCCAGCCCCUCCCCCACCUUACAGAGCUCUGCACUGACCACACUAAAGCCCAAAGCCCACCAGCUGAGCAUCAAGACCUUCUCCAGUCCACUUUUCUGCUCUCACUGCUCCUCCCUGAUGGUGGGCCUCUGCCGACAGGGAUAUGGCUGUGAAGUAUGCUCCUUCAUCUGUCACAUCUCCUGUAAAGACCACGCCCCCCUGGUCUGUCCAAUCCCAGCCGAGCAGGCCAAGAGGCCGCAGGGCAUCGACGUCCAUCGAGGCUUCGGCACGCCGUACAAGGGCUAUGUCAAGAUCCCGAAGCCCAGCGGCGUGAAGAAGGGCUGGCAGCGAGCGUUUGCUGUGGUGUCCGACUGUAAGCUGUUUCUCUAUGACAUUCCUGAGGCCAAGUCGACUCAGCCGGGUGUGAUGGCCAGUCUGGUCCUGGACCUCAGAGAUGAAAAUUUAUCUGUCAGCUCCGUGUUGGAGUCAGAUGUGAUUCAUGCCACCAGGAGGGACAUUCCCUGCAUCUUUAGGGUCACGACUUCGCAGCUGGUCUCGCAGUUCUCCUCGGUGUCUCUGCUCAUCCUGGCAGAGAAUGAAGUGGAGAAGAAAAAGUGGGUCCGAGUCCUGGAGAGUCUGCAGAGCAUCUUGACCAAGAACCAGCUGAAGAGCCAGCAGGUCCAUGUCCUGCACGAAGCCUACGACGCCUCGCUGCCCUACAUCAAGACCACGCAGUGCGCCACGGUGGUYGAUCGAGAGAGAUUCGCUCUGGGAACAGAAGAUGGGCUGUUUGUGGUAGAAGUGACCAGAGACGUGAUCGUCCGAGCCGCUGACAGUAAGAAGGUUUGUCAGAUCGAACUCAUUCCCAAAGAGAAGAUCAUUGCUCUGCUCUGCGGUCGAAACCGCCAGGUCCACCUUCACCCCUGGGGGGUUCUGGAGGGCUCAGACUCCUCCUCCGACAGCAUCAAGCUGGGGGAAACCAAAAACUGCCAGGUCAUGACCACAGGUGUGCUCCGGCCCGGAGGCCCCGCCUGUCUGCUGGCCGCUGUCAAACGUCAGGUUCUGUGCUACGAGAUCAUUCGAACGAAGCCGUAUCAUAAGAAGCUGUGGGAGGUGCAGGCCCCGGACAUCGUGCAGUGGCUGGGGAUGCUCCGAGACCGGCUCUGCAUGGGUUAUUCCUCCGGCUUCGCCCUGCUGGCCAUGCAGGGGGAGACGUCCCCCAUCAGCCUGGUGAACCCGGGYGACCCCUCCCUGGCCUUCCUGGCCCAGCAGCCGAUGGACGCCCUGCACGCCCUGGAGGUCGGCGCCAACGAGGUCCUGCUCUGCUUCAGCAAGCUCGGCAUCUACGUGGACGGACAUGGUCGCAGGUCCCGGACCCAGGAGCUGAUGUGGCCCGCCACGGUGCUAGCAUGCUGCUCCAACUCUUCUCACCUGACGGUCUACAGUGAAUAUGGGGUUGAUGUUUUUGAUAUUCAGACCACAGAGUGGGUCCAGACCAUCCCGCUCCGCAAGAUCCGACCUCUGAAUGUUGAAGGGACCUUAAACCUGUUUGCUUCAGAGCCUCCUCGCCUCAUCUUCUUCAGCAACGCCUCGUCAGAGGGUGACCUCACCAUCCCAGAGACCAUGGACAACAGCAGGAAGUCCAUGUUCCGGACUCGCAGCAAGAGGAAGUUCCUCUUUAAGGUUCCUGAAGACGAGCGGCUGCACCUGAUCAG